Messenger RNA from Ophidiomyces ophidiicola, 714 nucleotides. It is a transcript of the gene ADK2, whose product is annotated as Adenylate kinase 2. Gene Ontology annotation, molecular function: AMP kinase activity; ATP binding. Gene Ontology annotation, cellular component: cytoplasm; mitochondrion. The record is from RefSeq and is a predicted model, not a curated record. The transcript has 2 exons. Gene Ontology annotation, biological process: nucleobase-containing compound metabolic process. Bases 1 to 714 code for a protein of 237 amino acids. NCBI's taxonomy places the organism in Eukaryota, Fungi, Ascomycota, Eurotiomycetes, Onygenales, Onygenaceae.
AUGAGCGUUUUGACCAAGAAAUUACGAAACGCCGCUCGGAUUAUUCUUGUCGGCGCUCCUGGGGUGGGAAAAGGCACACAAACCGAGAGACUGAUUAAGAGAUACCCCCAACUCGCCUCAAUAAGUUCUGGUGAUUUACUACGAGAUCAUGUUCGCAACAGAACGCCCUUGGGCAUUCGCGCCGAGUCCGCAAUUCAGGCCGGCAAACUUGUUCCAGAUACCACUAUGAUAGAGUUGAUAUCCUCUGAGCUCAUAUCGAAGGGAUGGCUAUCACAAUCGAACUCGGCUUCCUCCCCGAAGCUCGACUCUUCUGCCUCCUUCAUUCUUGACGGUUUUCCGCGCACCGCUGCUCAGGCGUCUAGUCUAGAGCACCUCGUCCCUAUCAACCUCGUUGUUCAUCUCCUUACUCCUCCAGCCGUCAUAAUUAGCCGAAUUUCAUCUCGGUGGGUCCACCCCGCCUCGGGUCGAGUAUAUAAUACUACUUUCAACGCCCCAAAGUUACCUGGAAAGGAUGACAUAACCGGCGAACCUCUGGUCCAAAGACAAGACGACUCAAUCGAUGUCUGGAAGCAGAGAUUAAAGAAGUUUGAAGAGACCAGCCGUUCGCUACUGGAUCACUACGAUAAGAAGGGGUCUCUUUGGCGAGUCGAGGGAAAUUCCAGCGACGAAAUAAGUCCAAAACUUUUCGCUGAGAUUGAAAGGAGGUUCGGCUAA